UUUGUAUUGACAUUUAAAAGUGACAGCCCUUUUCUCUUUUCGUCAAAUAAACAAAAAUGGCACCAACGGUCCAACCGAAAGUGAAAACCGUCAAGGGGCUCCCGGCGGUACCCGAGUCGGUACUCAAGCACCGCAAAAGACGCGAAGCGUCCCGCGCCAAACGUCUACAGUCCGACAUCAAAAAACGUUCCGAUCAAAUCAAAAAACGCAAGGAUAUUUUCAAGAGGGCGGAGCGCUACGUCAAAGAAUACAGGUUGAAGGAGCGUGACGAAAUCAGGCUAAUAAGACAAGCGAAAAAUAGAGGAAACUUCUAUGUGCCUGGUGAGGCAAAGUUGGCCUUUGUUAUUCGUAUUAAGGGUAUCAACAAAGUGGCCCCAAAAGUGCGCAAAGUCUUGCAACUGUUCCGUCUCCUUCAAAUCAACAAUGGAGUUUUUGUAAGGCUAAACAAGGCCACUAUAAAUAUGAUGAGAAUUUGCGAGCCCUACAUCACCUGGGGCUACCCCAACUUGAAAUCUGUCAGGGAGUUGAUUUACAAAAGAGGCUUCGCCAAAGUCAACGGGCAAAGAAUCCCUAUUACGAGCAACCAAAUUGUCGAAGACAGGCUGGGCAAAUCCGGGAUUAUUUGUGUUGAAGAUUUGAUUCACGAAUUGUUCACUGUUGGGGAGAAUUUCAAGUAUGCCUCAAACUUUUUGUGGCCCUUCAAGUUGAACACCCCCACUGGAGGAUGGCGUAAGAAGACCAACCAUUAUGUGGAAGGGGGCGAUUUCGGCAACAGGGAGGACAAAAUCAAUGAGUUGUUGAGAAGGAUGGUCUAGAAAUAAAAAUUGUUUAAAGAAAUAA
Ceutorhynchus assimilis (cabbage seed weevil) is the source of this 840-nucleotide messenger RNA. The record is from the annotation of a GenBank genome assembly. NCBI's taxonomy places the organism in Eukaryota, Metazoa, Arthropoda, Insecta, Coleoptera, Curculionidae.